Messenger RNA from Thalassophryne amazonica, 708 nucleotides. RefSeq names its product claudin-4-like. Gene Ontology annotation, cellular component: bicellular tight junction; plasma membrane. Bases 54 to 689 code for a protein of 211 amino acids. The transcript has a single exon. Gene Ontology annotation, molecular function: structural molecule activity. Gene Ontology annotation, biological process: cell adhesion; bicellular tight junction assembly. Lineage: Eukaryota; Metazoa; Chordata; Actinopteri; Batrachoidiformes; Batrachoididae. The record is from RefSeq and is a predicted model, not a curated record.
UUCACGUUGGACGCUCCUUCAAGUUUCCUAAUCGACUCUGGACUGCAGUACCGAUGGCUUCUCUGGGUCUCCAGAUCAUGGGCAUGCUGCUGGCCUUCAUUGGCUGGCUGGGCACCAUCAUCACAUGCAUACUCCCCAUGUGGAGGGUCACUUCGUUUGUCAGCAUGAACAUUAUCACUGCCCAGGAGAUCUGGGAAGGUUUGUGGAUGAGCUGUGUGAUGCAGAGCACGGGACAGAUGCAGUGCGAUAUGUACGACUCCAUGCUGUCUUUGCCUCAGGACCUGCAGGCUGCCCGGGCCAUGGUGGUUGUCUCUGCCAUAAGUGGUGUGUUCGGGGUCUUCACAGCCGUGGUUGGAGGAAAAUGCAUGAACUGCAUUGAGGAUGAAACAACCAAAGCCAAAGCCUGCAUUAUGUCUGGGGUGAUUUUCAUCAUAGCCGCUCUACUGGUCCUGAUUCCAGUGUCGUGGUCAGCUCACACAGUGAUCCGGGACUUUUAUAAUCCCCUGCUGACCGAUGCUCAGAGGAGGGAGCUCGGGGAAGCCCUCUACAUUGGCUGGGCUUCCUCUCUUCUGCUGCUGCUGGGAGGAGGUUUGCUCUGCAGCAGCUGCCCCUCGGGAGACAGCAGACCCUACGUACCUUCUAAGUUUGUUCCUGUGAAAAAAACAUCCUCGGCUGUGGACUAUGUGUGAGUGUUUAAAAUGAAGCUGU